CUUCCUGUUAGAUUACACGUAGCGUCACUGCUGUGUUGUAGAGCUAGAGUCAGAGAAGGUAGCAAUAAACGAAGACUUUACAGACUUUAUUUAUUCACAUAUGAUUAUUAUUCAGUCGGGUUAAUAGACUUAUUUAUCUUCUUUUAUUAUAAUGAAUCCACGUGGUGUGUCGCGUCGUUUGGCCUCAUAUGGUGGCUAAGCUAUGUUAUCAAGCUAAUAUUGACAAGAAUCGUUAGCAAGUAACGUUACGUGUUUUGUUUAAUUUUUUUCCACAAUGUACACUUUAUUAUCUGGGCUGUAUAAAUACGUGUUUCAGAAGGACGAAUACUGCGUUUUGAUCUUGGGACUGGACAACGCUGGGAAAACGACCUUUCUUGAACAGACCAAGACAAAGUUCAGUAAGAAUUAUAAGGGAAUGAAUUUAUCAAAGAUCACAACUACAGUUGGACUAAACAUUGGUACGAUCGAUGUGGGCAAGGCUCGUCUAAUGUUCUGGGAUCUGGGAGGUCAGGAGGAGCUCCAGUCUCUGUGGGACAAAUACUAUGCUGAAUCCCAUGGCAUCAUCUAUGUGAUAGAUUCAACUGAUGAAGAGCGCCUGUCAGAAUCAAAGGAGGCUUUUGAGAAAAUGAUCAGCAGUGACGUGUUAGAAGGAGUUCCUCUCCUUGUGCUGGCCAACAAGCAGGAUGUACCGAACUGUUUGUCAGUGCCAGACAUUAAAACAGCCUUCAGUGACUCUGCCCCGAAGAUCGGCAAGAGAGAUUGUUUAGUCCAGCCGUGUACAGCCCUCACAGGGGAUGGGGUGAACGAGGGCAUUGAGUGGAUGGUGAAGUGUGUGGUCAGAAACAUUCACAGGCCACCCAGACAGAAGGACAUCACGUAAGAAGCUGCUGGCACCCCUGAUACAUCUUUUGGACAACAAGUUUCUCCUCGAGGACAUUCCAUGUAAACCUGGAGCUGAUAACUCUCCUCUCACCUUGUGUUUGCUGUGACUUUGAACAGUUUGAAUUUCUGCUUUUAGGAGUUCAUUACCAACCAAGUGACUGUUUUUAUCACCAGGCAUAAUAUGAGAUGUGCUUUGAAUGGACAUCUGCCUGUUCCACUUUUUCAAGACUUCUCCUGCUUCAUUGUCAGCAGCAGCCCCAGUUACGUGGGCUAUCUGGGGUUGCUGGGACAGGAACAUCAGUUUAACACAUCAUAUGAAAUACUGCAAUAUGGGGUUUCUGUUCUCAGUAUCAGAUUAACUAAACAAUCUCUAGUCGACAUUUUUAUUGUUGAACUAAAAUUAAAAUUCCCCUUACCUUAGAAACAUUGUCACUGUAUGCAACCUGCCAAACAUGAUUCACGAUACAUUAGCCCUCUAAGGAACUACUCCUUUAAGAAGUUUAUAAUGCUGAACCUCUGAGUCCCAAGGACAGGUGUUGAUUGCAGCUGUGCUUUCACGGUGCCCUACAGAAUGUCGUACCACCUUUGAACAUGGAUAUUAUAGUGUUGGCUACCAACCAAUAGUAAUUGAAUCUUCCUGUCCCUGUAAGGCAGUCAGCAUUGGGAAGGACUAAUCCUUUUGUUCAGUUUUUAUUAAAGUCCUUUUAGGCAUGUCUGCCACUCAGCAGCCAUCUUGGCAAUACCCCUAGGCAGUUAUUUUGUCUAACAAGACCGUGCACCAUGUACUUCUAUCACAUAUGCACAUAGUUUCACGGCUUCAGUGUCACUUAAAGCUCACUCCAGAGUGCUGUGAAUGUCACAAAUUAACUCAUCACUCCAGAGCACUUCAACAAAUGCAAGUAUAAUGUGUAAUGUUGAAUGAAAGGACAUACUGAUUUUCUAGCCAAAAUUGAUUUUAAUUUCCGUUCAACUUUCAGGCUCUCCAAUCUAUACAGCGCCUCCACAGAAUGAGGAAGCAAGUUAUUUGUAAUCAUUAUUCAUCAUGAGUCUACCUUUGAAUAACAGCCAUAGGGUAAAUUCAUGAUGGAUGAAUUGGAACAAAUAACUUGUUGUUGUAAAGGGUUUGUGACAUUUCUCACUACUCGUUGACAAAAGAAUUUUGUGGCAGCUGUGUUGCAUGGAGAGUUCAAAUCCUAAUAUGAGCUACUACUGUGAGCUUUUGGGUUGGGCAGAUGAACUAUGCCAUCGUCCGUUGCCGGUGGCUUACAGCUUUCAACUACUAAUCUCUGACCAUCAUAACAACAUGAUUCAAAAGGCGUCCCACCAGAGAGCACAAGUAAGUGAUGUGUGCCCUCACAGUUACUGUAGGGCAAGAGUUGUUGUUUGUGAGAGUAAGUACCCCAUUAACAGUUUUGUCUACAGGUAGGUGGUACUGAUGUAUUUCUUAAUGUUAUUUUGGUCAUAGAAGAGGGCAAUUUAAAAAAAAGUACCAGACUAUGUGACAUACGAUCCAACAGCCACUAAACUGCUGUUUUGAGGUUUCUUUGUCACCUGUACAUCCUUUGACCUUUGUAAAACAGUCACAAUUUGAUCAAAGGGUGUUGGGUAACUGACCUCUAUUAGCUUACUCUAUACUAGCAGUUUAACUUGGGAUGUAUGAAGUGGUUAAAGAACUGAUGGUCACAGCCUCCUUUGGUCAUUUAUAAGUAGAUUAUGAUAAUAAAAUUCAGACGAUUGUCAAUAAAACUGUCAUGUUUCGAUUGUCCAAAAAUGUCAUUUAGUACUCACAUUGACCCUCACAACUGGACCCAGGAAUGUAUAUCAAGCUAUGACGCAUAAUCUAGGUGGGGUUUUUAUUUUUGCAUUUUAAGUGCAUAUUGUUGUGUUAAUUUGUGAAAUGUCAUAUUGGACUCUCCUCAAGCACAAAUAUAAUCUGAUGUCAUCAUUUGUUGUUCUGCCGUCGGUAUGUUCUACUGUGUUUUCAUGCCGUAAUAUUUAGACACAUUGUCUUAAUUAGGCAAGGGAACCAAAACCAGACUUGCCCAAGACCAAUACCAUUUCUACGGAAGAGGGCCACCUGUGAUUUUAGUCAGAAUUCUGAGAAUUCUGACUUUAAAGUCAGAGAAAAAAAAA
Messenger RNA from Acanthopagrus latus (yellowfin seabream), 3015 nucleotides. RefSeq names its product ADP-ribosylation factor related protein 1 (gene arfrp1). The record is from RefSeq and is a predicted model, not a curated record. Bases 275 to 880 code for a protein of 201 amino acids. Gene Ontology annotation, biological process: Golgi to plasma membrane protein transport; intracellular protein transport; protein localization to organelle. The transcript is spliced from 7 exons. Gene Ontology annotation, molecular function: GTPase activity; GTP binding. NCBI's taxonomy places the organism in Eukaryota, Metazoa, Chordata, Actinopteri, Spariformes, Sparidae. Gene Ontology annotation, cellular component: Golgi apparatus.